Messenger RNA from Adineta ricciae, 5412 nucleotides. The record is from the annotation of a GenBank genome assembly. NCBI's taxonomy places the organism in Eukaryota, Metazoa, Rotifera, Eurotatoria, Adinetida, Adinetidae.
AUGUUCUUUGAACAACAAAACAAAGAAAACACUAUUCUAUUCGAUGACAUCCUUGUCGACGUAAAAGUGAAUUUCAACAAUGAAAAGCGAUCUGCGUCAAUGUUCAAUCUUCGUCAUCCCAAUUCAUCAUUCUUAUCACCUGAACAACGAACCAAUGUAUCGGAUGCAAUAAUAAUUCUUGAUGGCGACGAUAGCGAUAGUGACAUUGAAAUCAAUCAGAACACGUCGGAUUCAACUGAACAGGAAAAUCAAGAUCAGAUACUUCUGAAAAGUUUCAUCCCGAAACUUGAUAUUGAAAGUGAACUGAUACAUGUAACAUCGAAUCUAACACUUCGAAUAUGUACAGCCGCAUUGUUUUAUUCGAAUCUACCUGAAACUCAUAUAAUUGUGGUCAAUCAUAUUUUGAAUUCCUCGCCAGAGUGUGUCCCGAAACGACAUUUAUUUAUCAGUAGCACAAACCCAUUAUUGUCAAUCCCUAUUCGUGCUCGUGUUUUUUAUCGCUGUUCAUCGUUACACGGCUUUGUAUACGAAAAACCUUGUCCGAUCAAAAAUGGCAAUCGAUAUCUUAUCCUUUACGAUAAUUAUAGUGCUAGUUAUCAAAGUGCGACAACAUUUCAUCUUUGUCUCUGCCAAGAUUUCAACAAACAUCUAUUGAAUUUUGAUUAUAACGCUCUACAAACAUAUUAUCGCGAUGCAUUUCGACACUGUCAUCAAAAGACACAACCUCAUUUUAGUAUAGGGAUGAUAAUUCGCGUGCGAAAGUUCGAUGGGCGGUAUCACAAUGCACGGAUCAUUGAGAAAGAUUAUUCACUGAUAAAAAUCUGUUUCUACGAACGCAAAUCGCAAAGUGAAAUGUGGAUUUAUUGUCAUUCAUCAAUAAUUGAAGCGUCGCAAGACUUAUCAUUAUCAGAAAAACUUCGAAUAUCAUCACCUUUAUCAUCGUCUCAAUCUCAACAUUCAAUAACAGAUUUAAUCAUCUCCAAUUCUGAUGUAUCACGUUUACGCAAACGGAAAACGAAUGUCACACAUAUCGAUGAAGGUAAAAAGAAGCUUCGUGACCGAUCAAAUACAAAACAAUUAGCAAUUCCCGAGCGUCAAUUGUCAUCAUCCAGCGAUGAAACGCACACCACUUCACGCGCGAAUAUGCUCACAGCAUAUUAUACUGAUAUCCUUCUACCGAAAUUUCGUCUAUUAAACAACAUCUCAUAUGUUCAGCAUAAAUGUGAUUCACGGUGUGUUUUAUUAGCUGAAGAAAGGUUUCAUCCGACUCGAUUACAUACGAAUCCAUUUUUACUACCGUUUGAAUGUCAAUGGUCUAUUCUGGAUGGUAAACCACGUGGAUAUCGUACACCUUGUCAACGAACAUUCUACUCACUCGAUGAUAUCGAAAAAUAUCUCUUUCGAACGAAUUCGAAACUAUCCAUCAAGUUCUUUGUCGAAGAUCUCGUUACACGAUUUGCACCAGCAUUGGAUAAAUUUGAUAGAAAAUUCAUUAUCAACGAAGAUCUGUCAAACGGACAAGAGAAUAUUCCUAUAUCAGUCUAUAAUGAUUUAAAUGAUGAUAAACCAAAUAAUUUUACUUAUGUAACACAAAUCCGUCCAUUUGACAAUCAAAUUUAUACGGCUUUCAAUGACACAAGUAUGAUGUCGUGUUGCAAUUGUACUGAUAAUUGUAGUGAUCGAAUGAAAUGUGCUUGUUUUCGUAAAACAUUAAGUCAAGCCGUACUGAACCACGAUCCACACGUUAUGGACAAACAACGAAAUAGACAUUCGCUUUCCGGUAUUAUCAAGAGUAUAGGCUAUCAAAAGAAACGAUUACUUAAUCCAGUUUCAAGUGGAAUCUAUGAAUGUAAUUCGAAAUGUUCAUGUCAUCGAGAACAUUGUUCAAAUCGACUUGUUCAAAAAGGUCUAUUCGUUCAAUUACAAUUAUUUCAAGACAAACAUAAAGGUUGGGGCUUACGAACAUUACAUGAUCUACCACGUGGAACAUACAUAUGCCAAUAUAUUGGAGAAUUAAUAACGUCAGAUCAAGGACAUGAACGUGCUCAAACAAUGGAUGAUCGCUAUCAGACAAGUCUCGAUUUAGUUAAACAAAUUCAUUAUGAGGAUAACAAUACACAUCGCCAAAAUAAUGAUGAAGAAGAAGAAGAUCCGUAUGUGAUCGAUGGAAGCUUAUACAGUAAUUUAGGAAAGUAUUUUAAUCAUUCAUGUGAUCCAAAUAUGUACAUUCAAAAUGUGUUUAUUGAAUCGCAUGAUUUACAUUUUCCGAAUUUAGCGUUAUUUACUCGUACUCGCGUGAAAGCUGGCGAAGAACUCACUUGGCAUUAUAACUGCGAAUUAUUACCCGAUCGUGCAAAAUUUGUUCUCUCGUCAGCAGCAACGGCAACAGCAGGAGCAAUCGCAAUAACAACUGCAUCUCUAUCAUCAUCUCAAUCUCUUUCACAAUCGACAGACGAGUCUUCGACUGCCGCAGUCGUUAUGACACAACCAUCAUCAGCAGCACAGCUUUCUGACAUUGUCCGACAGAAAUCGACGACAAUGCCAACAAAUCAUUGCUCAUCGGUGCAAUUACAAGAUGAUGCAUCAUCAUCAUCGGGCAAAACACGUUUACUUCAGCGGAUGAUUUCAUUAAGACGUUCAUCAAGUAGUAAACCAUCAACACCAAUCCUAUCAUCUCACGUUUCAUCGACAUCAUCAUGCCGAUCGUACAACGUACGUGCUUUUGAAAUCGCACGAGAUCGCAAUCUUCGUCAUUAUCCUUGUAUUGUUCAUUUUCUCGAUGAGACUGAACGAAUAUUUCAUAUUGAUCGUCGUUGCAAAGGAAUCGAUUUGCUCAACGAAGUCUUCGAUUAUUUGGAUUUAUCAAUCGAAAGGAAAUAUUUCGGCUUAUUAAUCGAAGAUUUAACACAAGAUUUCGCCUAUCGAUGGUUAGAUUCAACAAAAGUUCUGAAGAAACAACUGACAACAAUGGCGCCUUAUCAUCUAUAUUUCAAAGUUCGCUUUUUCCUAACGGAUCCAUCGACACAAAUCGAUGAUGAAUUCACAAAAUACUUAUAUGUUUUACAAAUCAAGAAAGAAUUACUCAGUGGAAAAAUGUGGUGUCCAAGAUCAACAGCUGCAGUCUUAGCAAGUUACCUUGUGCAAAGUGAACUUGGUGAUUAUGAUCCAGAUGAACAUCAACAAGGCUAUUUGGAAGACUUUCGUUUCGUUCCAUUUCAAAACAUGGAAUUCGAAAAUGAAGUUGAACAAUAUCAUAAACAACACAAGGGUCAAUCUCCAGCUGAAGCUGAAGUCAAUUAUCUCCAUGUUGUCAGUUCAUUAGAUAUGUAUGGUGUUGAACUACACAAAGCUUCGGUUAAAGUAUGUAAUACAAAUGAUAAUGUUAAUAAUUCGAUUGUCGAAUUAUAUGUUGGCGUUUGCGCAAUUGGAAUAUCUGUAUUUCAAAAUUCAACGAAAUUGAACACGUUUCCUUGGGAUCGUAUAACCAAAAUCUCUUUCAAGCGUCGAACAUUCUACGUUCAACUUGUUAAGAAUCUCACUGAAGAUGAUAUUCCACCACCUUUAUAUGUACUGAAUUCGUCGGACGAUAAUUCAAUUGUAUUUACAUUACGUAGCUAUCGUUGUUGUAAAUAUUUAUGGAAAUCAUGUGUCGAUCAUCAUACAUUUUUCCGUCUGACAACAAUCUCACCCUCGCCAAAGAAAUUCUUUCAAUUUACUAAUAAAUUUCGACAAAGUAGUGAUGUAGUACCAAAUGGACUAUUGAUAGAAGCAAAUGGAAAAAAGCCAAAGACAUUCGAAAGGGUUUCAAGUCGAAGAAAUAGUCGCACAACGAAUGGCUCGUCAACAUUACCAAUUUCAACAGCAAAUACGACUCUUUCAUUGAAACGAAAUUCAAACCUGAAAACUGUCCUUUUUCUCUCUUCAUCUUCAGUUUCAAUUGCCAAAUCUGAUAAACUUGCUAACAACCGUUCACCUCCACCUCCAAAACCUCCUCGAUUACCGUUUAAUUGUACAAAAAUUCCUCAAACAAAUCAUUCGCCUUCAAAUAAUACUAGUAAUAACCAUGCACUGAUGGAAGCUAAUGAAUAUAAACCAAAGAAUGCAACAUUACCGAGAAACUCGGAGUAUCAAAAUAGCUCUGAAAUGUCUAACGGGAUCAAUUACAUCGAUUCGUCAAUUAUUCCAACAGUUUUGGAUACAAUCCGAAUCAAAUUACAAUCAGAUGGUGAUGGCCGAUAUGGAUUCAAUGUUAAAGGCGGUGGGGAUGAACAAGUGCCAAUCGUUGUCUCACGAGUAGCUGUGGAUACGCCAGCUCAUCGAGCAUUACUUCACGAAGGAGACGAAAUUCUAUCGAUUAAUAAUAUCGAUAUUCAAAAUCAUUCGCAUGAAGACGUUGUUAAUAUGAUUCGGCAAUCACGUGAACGACCGUUUGGAGAAUUAGAACUUCUUGUUCGACCUGUCCAGCAACGGCAUUCAUCAGUUAAUAACGAUACUGAUUCAGAGGAUGCAUACGAUAAUGGGCUGUUGAAUUUAAAUGUGAAAAAUCCUCUAGAGCAAUCGCUGGAAGCCUUGCGCGAUGAUCUUGCCACGGGUCAACUUAUCGAACAGUAUGAAAUGCUUCAACGACGGAAAGAAGGUUUCACAUUUGAAAUUGGUACUAGUCAAAACAAUUAUUAUCGAAAUCGUUAUAAAGACGUUCUACCUUACGAUCAAACGCGUGUUAUUCUCAAAUCUGGCUUCGAUAGUGAUUAUAUCAAUGCAAAUUUCAUCAAUAUGCCUAUCACGUCCACGGAUACUGUCAAUCGCUACAUUGCAACACAGGGACCAUUACCAACGACAUGUGAAGCGUUUUGGACAAUGAUUUGGGAACAGCAAUGCACAUUGUUAAUUAUGUUAACAACCUUGUUUGAAAAUGGGCGAACGAAAUGCCAUCAGUAUUGGCCGAAUGUCUUGGAAACUAAUGACUAUGGAUUGCUUAGUGUACGAUGUCGCCGUGAACGAAAAGAAAAUCAACUUGUUUAUCGAGAAUUUGUAUUCACACACAAGGAAACCAAUGAAGAGCGUACUAUUUACCAAAUUCAAACUGAAACAUGGCCGGAUCAUGGUGUACCCAAUGACUAUACAUCAUUCGUCGAAUUUGUUUUGGAAAUACGAGAAUUAAGAAAAUCAAAUCAUCAUUUGCCUAUUCUUGUUCAUUGCAGUGCUGGGAUUGGUCGAACAGGUGUUUUAAUCUUGAUGGAAACAGCUCUGUGUUUAAUUGAAACAAAUCAACCUGUUUUUCCACCUGAUAUUGUUCGACAGAUGCGUGAACAACGCUUAGGAAUGAUUCAAACCGCUAGUCAAUAUCAAUUUGCAUGCGGAGCUGUACUUUAUGCUUAUGAUCAAGGCUUAGUACAAAUAAGCGGCAAUUAA